This is a messenger RNA of Plasmodium falciparum 3D7, 3474 nucleotides long. Its product is annotated as TBC domain-containing protein. The record is from RefSeq and is a predicted model, not a curated record. NCBI's taxonomy places the organism in Eukaryota, Apicomplexa, Aconoidasida, Haemosporida, Plasmodiidae.
AUGGUUUAUUCAUCAAAUGAUGAUAUACCAUUAGAUAAUAGAAAAGAUGUUAUAUUUAAUAAUGCAGAAAAAAAAAAUAUAAAUUUCGAUAAAAGAAGGAGUUGUGAUUAUGAAUAUGAUGAAGAAGAAAAUGAUAAAAUAAUAAAUGACGAAAGAAUUAUGAGUGGGGGAGAGGAAAAAAUAUAUAUGUCAAAUAUUGAAGGGAAAGAAAAAAAUAAUUUAAACGAUUCUAAUAUUCUAGAUAAAGGAAGAAGUAGAAGUUCUUCAAAUAAUGUUUUUAAAAAUAUUGAUAAAGAAAAUGAUAGAAAAAAAAAUGAUGAUAUAAAAGACAAAGAAGAAAGCAAUAAUAUCAUUGAAGAAAAGGAUUAUUAUGUUAUGGAUAAACAGAUGAAUAUUUCGAAUACACAUAAAAUAGAUGUAGAAAAUGAAAAGAUAAAAAAUAUUCAUUUUAGUAUGAAUAAUGAAGAAAGUAAUAUUGAUGAUGAAAAUAAAAAAGAAAAUAUAUUUGAUAUAAAGAAGAGUAUAUCUUCCUAUGGUAAUAUAAAAAAUACAAGUGAUAGUCAUAAAAAAGGUUCUGUUCAUAAAAGUGAAACAGAAAAGAAGGAUAUGAAUCCUAUAUAUGAUGAUAAUAAUUAUGUAUGGGAUAAAAAUGAUGAAAAUAUGAAGUAUGGAAAAAAUCAUAUUAAUAAUAAUAAUAAUAAUAAUAAUGUAAAAAACAAUGAUAAUAAUAUGUAUUAUGAAAACGAUGAGAAGUUUUAUAAAAGGGAAUAUAUUUCAACAGAUGAGCAUAUGAAAGUUGAUAAGGAAAUAGUAGAGAUAAAGGAUGAAAAGAAAGAACAAAAAAAACCUUCUAUUUUAAAUAAAGAAGAAAAUGGAAAAAAAAAUAAAGAUCAUGUAAUACAUAACGUUGAAGAGGCACCUGGAUAUGAAUACAGUCAUAAUAUUAUUUACCAUGAAUUAUAUGUAGAGUUAUUACAUGUAAAUAAAAAUUUACAAAACGAGAUUAAAAAUUUAAAAAAGAUUAUUGAAAUGCAGAAAAUUUUAAUUAAAAGUAAAGAAGAAGUUUUUCUAGAUCAUUUAAAUGAAAAAAAUAAAAUGAGUAAUAAGAAAUUGAUGAAUCAUAACUAUUUCUUAAAUUUCUUUAAUAAAAAAAAAAAGAAAAGUAAAGAAUACAAAACGUCUUUUAAAGAGGAAUAUGAAGAAGAGGAAGAUGAUGAAGAUAUUGGAUAUGUAGUUGAUAGAAAGAAGCAAACAUAUUUCGAUGUGAAUAAAAAUUAUCAUGGAGGAAAAAGGGAACUAGAAGAAGAAAUUCAUAAUGUUUCUGAAGAACAUUUUGAUAAGAAAGGUUCUUAUUUAGAAUGUGAAAAAAUAUAUAAUGAUGAUGAAGAUAUGUUUGAAUAUGAUAUGGAUGUAAUAUAUGAAAAAGAGGAAAAUAAAAAUAACAAAUAUAUAAAAUUACCAUCUAUUGAUAAUAAUGAUUUUUCAGAAAUGACUGAUAGGGAUAUCGAUUCAUUAUACGCAUAUAAUAAUAAUAAUAAUAAUAAUAAUAGGAACCAUAACAAGAACAAUAAUAAUAGUAAUAACAAUAGUAAUAUUAUUAAUAUUGAAAAGAAUGAUGUUUAUUUUUUUAAUGAUGAGAAAGAAGAAAGUAAUUAUUCAAGGAAAUAUGAAUUUGAACAGUCCAUGUUAUAUAAUAUUGAAGUAGAAGAUGAAUCUUGUAAUAAUUCUAUGACUAUACAAGAAAUUACAUGUUUAACAUUUUGGUAUGAAGAAAUAUUACCUUUAGUAAAUAAUGACAAAAAAAAGAAUUUAUUAAUUAAUAGAAUGAUAACAAAUUAUAUGCCCAAUUCAAUAAAAGGAUAUUUUUGGGAAAUGUGUAUUAAAAAUAAAUUAAAUCUUACUGAAUAUUUUGUUCAAAUAUUAAUAAAAAAUACGAAUUUUAUACAAGCAUAUGUAUAUACUAAUAAUAGACAAUAUCAUAAUCAUGUUUCUAGAUAUUUUAAAUCAUUAAUUGAAUUAAGAAAUAACAAUUUACACAUAAAAGAGGAAACAAUUGAAAAUGAUCAGGAUAUUGAACAAAAACAUGAUGAUAAUAAUAUAAUUUUUGAUAGUAAUAAAUUUCAUAUAAAUGAUGUACAUGAUAAAUUUGAUGAACAAAAUGAUAAUAUAUUUUAUGAAACGCAAAAUAUGUUUGAUCAUAAAAAUAAGGACCCAUCAGAUAAUAAAAACGAUAACCCUUCCGAUAAUAAAAAGGAUAACCCUUCAGAUAAUAAAAAGGAUAACCCUUCAGAUAAUAAAAAGGAUAACCCUUAUGAUAAUAAGAAGGAUAAUCCUUCAGAUAAUAAAAAGGAUAACCCUUAUGAUAAUAAAAAGGAUAAUCCUUCAGAUAAUAAAAAGGAUAACCCUUAUGAUAAUAAAAAGGAUAAUCCUUCAGAUAAUAAAAAGGAUAACCCUUAUGAUAAUAAAAAGGAUAACCCUUAUGAUAAUAAAAAGGAUAACCCUUAUGAUAAUAAAAAGGAUAACCCUUAUGAUAAUAAAAAGGAUAACCCUUAUGAUAAUAAAAAGGAUAACCCUUAUGAUAAUAAAAAGGAUAACCCUUAUGAUAAUAAAAAAGAUGAAAAUUUCUGUGAUGACAAAAAUGUUAUUAUUUAUGAUAAUAAUAAAGACAAAAUGAGUAAUAUGCCAAAUUCUAAUGCUAACAUAAACUUACUUCAAAAAUUUUCAGUACAAAAAUUUUUCUAUCAAAUAUUAAUAGAUUUAGAUAGAACUAUGUAUAUAAUAACAAAAAACAAGGAAUAUUUUGCAAAAUAUAAUAUCCAAACUGACAAUGUAUUGUCUUCUGUUAAUUUAUCGGAUAUGAAAAAAAAAUUAAAUACACUCUUACAAAUGUAUGUCCUUUUUAAGCCAGAACUAGGUUAUGUACAAGGCAUGUCAUAUAUCGCACUGGUGUUUUUAUUAUAUAGUAAUUUAGAAAAGGCAUUUGUCCAUUUUGCAAAUUUCAUGGAAAGGAAAGAUAUUUAUAAUUUAUAUAGUUUUAAUAAAGAAGAAAUAAAAAUUUAUAUUUAUACUAUUAAACAGAUUCUUACGAAAAGAAAUAUAGAAGUAUACAAAGAAAUUGUCAAGCAUUAUAAUAUAGAUAAUAUUUUUAUUCAAUGGAUAUAUACAAUCUUUUUAACGUGUUUACCUUUUAACAUUUAUAUAAGAUUGUUUGACAUAUAUACAUUUAAUGAAAAAAUAAUAUACGAGGUUAUUAUUUGCAUAUUCACCUAUUUUAAUAAAUACCAUCCUACUGAUAAUGUUGAUAUUAUUAUAAAAGAUUUAUCAUCCUUUGCUUUUAAUUCCUACAUUAAGGAGGAAAAAUUUUGGAAUUUGUUAAAAAAAAUUAAAAUAAAAAAGAGGAAAAUCUUAUACUAUAAAGAUAAAUAUUUUAACAAAAUGAAUAGCAAAGAUGAUGAUUGCAGCAUAGAAAAAUAA